Molecule: messenger RNA, 3374 nt
Organism: Cyprinodon variegatus (sheepshead minnow)
Lineage: Eukaryota; Metazoa; Chordata; Actinopteri; Cyprinodontiformes; Cyprinodontidae
Gene: ttk
Product: TTK protein kinase
Exons: 25
Coding region: 152-3163 (1003 amino acids)
Biological process (GO): chromosome segregation; mitotic spindle assembly checkpoint signaling; peptidyl-serine phosphorylation
Cellular component (GO): nucleus; kinetochore; spindle
Molecular function (GO): protein binding; protein serine/threonine kinase activity; protein serine/threonine/tyrosine kinase activity
Source: RefSeq, a predicted model, not a curated record
GAACCAGCCAAUCCGGACGCGAAUUGAAUGGAAGUGGCAACAUUUGAAAAUUGCCAGUUACUGUUAUGCGUUUCGUUGGACACAGUACUUGUGAAUAGGAAAUUUUAUAUUGGAAUUUCAGCUGGAAUUCAUUUAAGACAGCAUAAACGAGAUGGAAGAUGAGGCAUUCAAAGACAGACAGCAGCAGCUGGCCAUGCUUUAUCAAAAGCUCAGCAAAAUCAAAAAAUAUCUUGAUGAAGAUGACACGGACAACAUUAACCAAGUCAUCGGCUCCAACUCACCAGAAUCCUGCUUGGCGUAUCUGAUGGAUCUAGAGAAGAAAAGGGAUCCUCAGCUGGAUCGGAACCACCUCACCAGACUAAUAGAUUUUUAUACCAGAGUGUUCUUCAGCAUGCCACUGGGGAAGCAUUGUCACAAUGAAAGCUACGCUAAGAUGCUGGUCAGAUUCGCCGAGCUGAAAGCAAUUCAGGACGUUGCCGAGGCAGAGACCCACUUCGACUUGGCAAGAACUCACAGUCAAGACUUUGCCUUUGUCCACAUUGCGCACGCACAGUUUGAGCAAUCUCAAGGCAACAUAAAAAAAGCCGUCCAGAUACUUCAGAAUGCUGUUGAGGUGGACGCCAAACCAAAAGAGUUGCUGGUGGCGGCGCUGCAGAGGAUGCAGACUGAAAAAAGCGAGAUCUGUUUGGAGGAUAAAGAGAACUUGCCAUUAUUAUUUGUAAAAAAUGCACAGGAUUCUGCUGUCAAAAAAAGCUCAGAAUUCUCUAAAGUCCAAAGAAUAUCUGAUGGAACUGGUGAAUUGCAGCUCUCCAGUAUUUUCAAUGUGGGGGCGGAGCCAAUGUCUGGGUCUUCAGACGAUCAGUUUCCUGGUUGGAGAUCAGGAUCCCAUCGUAAAAGAGCAGUUGGCUUGCCUGGGAGAGUACCCGUCUUACCAUUUUCAAUUCCAGAAAACGAUCCUGAUGAUGAUGAUGUCCUUUGGAAAGUCUCCAAAUCAAGCAAUGUAUCCAGUACCAGCAGUUUGUCCAGACAAACAUCUGGUUCAAAUAGGAGCUCUGGACUCGCAAUCUCUUUCUCGAGGAACAGUGCUGAAGGCAGAGAUGUUGUCAGGGAUCAGAAGUUACCAGCUCGCAGUCCGGAUCAGAGCCAGUGGGAGGAGCAGGCAGAUUCCACCACAAAACUCCUUCAAAGUCGCAACGUGAGAGAAUCUUCAAAAAUGGAGGAUAUGACUGCCACCUUUGAACAAAUCCUCAAUUCCAAUUCUCCUGAGUCGUGCUGGAAGUACUUGAUGAACCUGGAGAAAAGAGGAAACCCUCACACAGACAUCAGCCUCCUCAAUAAGCUCAAAGACUGCUGCUCAGACAUCUUUGCCCGAUUUCCAAUCAGACAGUACAGCAAAAACAGCAGCUAUGCCAGGAUACUUGUCAAAUAUGCAGAACUGAAGGGGAUUGAAGAUCCAGAUGUGGCACAGGACCACUUCAUAAUGGCGAGAUCCAGCUGCAAGGGCUUUGCCUUUGUCCACAUUGCUCAUGCCCAGUUUGAGAUUUCUCAAGGUAAUGUGUCCAAAGCCUCCUCCAUUUUGCAAAAAGCUCAGGCGUUAAAUGCCAAACCAGCCGAACUCCUAGAAAUGGCCAUGCGCAACCUGAAGGCUGGAGAAAAACAGCUGGUUCCCCCUAUGGAGGAGGACUCGCCAACAGCAGAUGUCGCAGAAAGUUGCCCUACCUCCGGUGGAAACCAGGAGGUUCAGCUUCCUGCUCGGGUCCCUGUGAAGAACUCAGUGGAACCGGUUAAACCUGCCAGAAAGGAGCCUGAAUCGGAGCAGAAGAUCUUUAGUCUGGUCAGCCGACGGGUUUCUCCAGAGGAUAAACGGAUUACACCUCCUGAUCCCCGACCUGUUCCACGUCUUUUGGAGUCUUUCCCCACUCCCUCCAUUCAUCCUCCAUCUACAGCAAACCCCCAAACAGUCUGUCAGACACCUAAUGGAUUCAAGUACCCAUAUGCAAACAACUUCAUUACUCCUGUUGUCAAGCGAGGGCCUGAGGUAUCCACCUCUGCAGUAUCGGCUCACAGAGCUGAAGCGGCUCAGCAGCCCUGCACACCUCUGAGCUACACAUCCGGCCUCCAGACUCCACAGGCUCCCUUCAGUUCCAUUUCAAACGAAUCAAUCACCAUAAAAGGAAAUCAGUUCUUCAUCCUGAAGAUGAUUGGUCGUGGCGGCUCCAGCAAGGUCUACCAGGUGCUCGAUCACAAGAAGAGGCUGUUUGCUGUGAAGUAUGUGGAUUUGGAGGUCGCGGAUGCUCAGACCAUAGAAAGUUACAAAAAUGAAAUCGAGCACCUGAACCACUUGCAGCAGUUCAGCGACCAAAUCAUAAAGCUCUACGAUUAUGAAAUAACCAACAACUGCAUCUACAUGGUGAUGGAGUGCGGGAGCUUGGAUUUGAACACCUGGUUACGAAACCGCAAAACUGUCAACCCGCUAGAGAGGAAAUUCUACUGGAAGAACAUGCUGGAGGCCGUCCACACUAUCCACCAACAUGGUAUCGUCCACAGUGACUUGAAACCAGCUAAUUUUGUCAUAGUCAACGCUUCGCUGAAGUUGAUCGACUUCGGCAUCGCCAACAGAAUCCAGCCCGACGAAACAAGCAUUAUGAAAAAUUCCCAAGUUGGAACCCUGAACUACAUGCCUCCUGAAGCCAUCAAGGACACUUCAUCUCAACCAGGAAAAGCUCGCUCAAAGAUCAGCCCUAAAGGUGACGUGUGGUCCCUUGGAUGCAUCCUCUACGCCAUGACUUAUGGGAAAACCCCUUUCCAGAGCAUCACAAACCAAAUCGUCAAGCUGCACGCCAUCAUCGAUCCCUCUCAUAAGAUUGAGUUUCCUGAAAUCGAAGAGAAGGAUUUGCUUGACGUUUUGAAGAGGUGCUUGAUACGAAACCCAAGAGAGAGAAUCUCUAUUGCAGAACUGUUGGUGCAUCCGUACCUCCAGCUAAAGCCGCAACCAUCUCCUGAACCAGAAACUCCGUCCAACAUCGACCUGAAAAGGAUCCUAACGGACCUGGCAGCACUCCAGUCUCCAAACAGCAUCGUCCGAGCCGCAGAGAAUCUGGCAAAAAGAUGCGGGAGCGGCAGGAGGCUUGAUGUCACAGAAUGUGCAAAGUCUUCUUCCUAACUGUCCCGAAACCUUUCUUCUUCUUUUAGUUCCUGUUUAUAUUGUGUUAUUUCAUUCUCAUAAUUUUUGACCACUAUUAAAGUAUUGUGUUAUAGGAUGUCUGAAUGAAAAAAAAAAACUGUUUCUAUCCUCAGUCCUUUUUAUUUAGUAAAGCAAAAGUUACUGUAAACAUGUUCAUUAUCAUUUAGACAAAUAAACACACUGUGACCCA